Messenger RNA from Parnassius apollo (apollo), 1218 nucleotides. NCBI's taxonomy places the organism in Eukaryota, Metazoa, Arthropoda, Insecta, Lepidoptera, Papilionidae. The record is from the annotation of a GenBank genome assembly.
AUGUUAGUGUUUCCGCAAUGGAGGCCUGAAAUACAGGACGGGUGUAGAACACAACGAUGGAUGCCCGCCGAGAUGUUCGCGCCGUACUUUGCAAGGCCAGUGUUAACGCCUCCACCUCUUCCACCGCAGUUGGAGGAUGAAGACUCAUUGGGUGGGUCAUCACCUGAGCGAAAUGUAAACGAGACUGUUGAAAUAGGGGAAGGUGUAUGCGGCUGGCGCGGGUGUGGGGUGCGUUUUCCGAAUGUUGCCCGUUUGUCUGCACACAUCGCCCGCGGGCAUGCACACGCGCAUAGAGACGGUCUAUUCUACUGUGGCUGGAAGGGUUGUUCCAGGCCUCAAAGAGGAUUCAACGCUAGAUACAAGAUGUUAGUACAUGUACGUACUCACACAAACGAGCGCCCGCACACAUGCAACCAGUGUAACAAGUGCUUCUCCAGAGCUGAAAACUUGAAAAUUCAUCUUAGAUCGCACUCCGGCGAAAAACCUUACGUUUGUCCAUAUGAGGGUUGUGGUAAAGCCUAUUCAAACUCAAGCGACCGUUUCAAGCACACGCGAACACAUACCGUAGACAAACCCUAUUGUUGUAAGAUACCAGGCUGCAACAAACGGUAUACAGAUCCCUCAAGUUUGAGAAAACACGUCAAAACGUACAAACACUUCGCUCCUGAAGAAACUACAAAACGAGAGUCGUCAGAUGAGAGUCAAGAACGAGAAAGCUUAUCACCACCAAGAGAAACCAGUUAUGCCAUAGAGUCUGUUUCACCGAUACAUGGAUGUUUUACUUACCCAAGUCAGAAUGCAACUUCACCAAAAGUAUUGCACAAUCGACUGCCAUUUUCAGAGCCUCAUAUAUCGGCAGUUGGUUACGUUCCACAAGUAACGUAUGUGAGACCUUUGGAACCCAUUUAUCCUAUCAGAGUACCGACGCAUGAAAUGUCAUAUUUAGAAUACACACAGAUGUAUGACCACGCUUACAAAAGUUAUUAUUCAAAUGGCAUCAGUUAUCCUGUACUACGAACGAGUGUUAGCGAGAAAUCUUAUAUAUAUAACGACCGAAGCCUAAUUAAGCCUAUUAAGCCCACAGAAGUCACCAACGACUACAGAAACAUUGAGGACGCGCCUUUAAAUUUGAUUUGCUCUAAGCGAAUUGAAUGCAAACCCAUCGACGAUCUAGUCAGAUUCACGGAUUUGCCCUUAGAUUUAAGUACAAAAAGUUGA